Molecule: messenger RNA, 1695 nt
Organism: Chrysochloris asiatica (Cape golden mole)
Lineage: Eukaryota; Metazoa; Chordata; Mammalia; Afrosoricida; Chrysochloridae
Product: zinc finger protein 699-like
Exons: 3
Coding region: 1-1695 (564 amino acids)
Biological process (GO): regulation of transcription by RNA polymerase II
Molecular function (GO): DNA-binding transcription factor activity; RNA polymerase II cis-regulatory region sequence-specific DNA binding
Source: RefSeq, a predicted model, not a curated record
AUGUGUGUGAUGUUUCAGGACUCAGUGAUUUUUGAGGAUGUGGCUGUGGAGUUCACCCAGGAAGAGUGGGCUUUGCUGGAUUUUUCUCAGAGGAAACUCUACAGAGAUGUGAUGAUAGAAACCUUCAGGAACCUGGACUCAGUUUUUAAACAGGAUAGUGAUGGACAAGCAUUUUCCUUGAAGAAUGACUGCAGGUCUUCCGGGUUAGGAGAAAUGUUUGCAGUCUGUGGCAGUGACUGUCAUCAAACCGACCAGGGAAGGCAUGGAAGAGUACCUACAGUAGAAAACCUCUAUGAAACAAAAGUUGGUAAAGCAAGUAAACAUGAAGAAGGAAACCAGUGUGGAAAAACUUUGAACUGGAUUGGAGAUCUUGCUAGUCUCAAAACAACGGCCGGAGUCAAUCUUUUUGAAUACCUUGAGUAUGGAAACACCUUUGUGGAUCAUUCAUCAUCUAACCAUCACAUCAGAUCUCACACUGGAUGCAAUCCUUAUAUUUGUAAGGACUGUGGAGAAGACUGCCAUUGUCCUUCUUACCUAAAGCUUUGUGUGAGAGAGAAAGUUUGUAAAUGUAAGGAUUAUGGGAAACCUUGUCAUUGUUCCUUACCUGUCACUAAACAUAUUAGAAAUCACAAUGGAGAGAGGCCUUAUGAAUGUAAGGAGUGUGGGAAAGCUUACAGUUAUCUCUCAAGCCUCACUCGACAUAUAAAAACUCACAGUGGAGAGAGGCUUUUUGAAUGUAAGAAAUGUGAGAAAGCCUUUAGUCGUUCCUCAUCCCUUGCAGCUCAUAUAAGAACUCACAGUGGAGAGAGGCCUUACGAGUGUAAGGAGUGUGGGAAAGCCUUCAGUUGUUCCUCCUCCCUCACGACUCAUAUGCGAACUCACAGUGGAGAGAAGCCUUAUGAAUGUAUGGAAUGUGGGAAAGCCUUUAGUUGUUCCUCAUCACUUACUACACAUAAAAGAUCUCACAGUGGAGAGAGGCCUUAUGAAUGUAAGGAAUGUGGGAAAGCCUUUAGUCGGUCCUCACACCUCACUGCCCAUAUAAGAACACACAGUAAAGAGAGGCCUUAUGAGUGUAAAGAAUGUGGAAAAGCCUUUAGUCGGCCCGCACACCUCACUAGCCAUAUAAGAACUCAUAGUGAAGAGAGGCCUUAUGAAUGUAAGGAAUGUGGAAAAGCCUUUAAACAGUUUGUACAGCUCACUAGACAUGUACGAGUUCACAGUGCAGAGAAGCCUUAUGAAUGUAUGGAAUGUGGCAAAUCCUUCAGUCAGUUUUCAUAUCUCACUGGUCAUAUAAGAACUCACAAUGGAUACAGGCCUUAUGAAUGCAAAGAAUGUGGGAAAACCUUUACUCGAUCCUCACACCUCACUACUCAUAGGAGGAUGCACAGCGGAGAGAAGCCUUAUCAAUGUAAGGAAUGUGGGAAAGCCUUUUUUCGAUCCUCACACCUCACUGACCAUCUAAGAUCCCACAGUGGAGAGAAACCCUAUCAAUGUAAGGAAUGUGAGAAACCUUUUAGUUGUUUCUCAUCCUUCCGUAAACAUGUAAGAACUUACCAUGGGGACAGGCCUUGUGAUAGUAAGAAAUGUGCGAAAGCCUUUAGUCAGUUCUCAUCCCUCACUGACCGUAUAACCUUUCACAGUGAAUUGCUAUCAUACGACCCUCCUAACUAUAGCCUUGUAACGCCCACAAAAUGA